Messenger RNA from Linum trigynum, 2018 nucleotides. The record is from the annotation of a GenBank genome assembly. Lineage: Eukaryota; Viridiplantae; Streptophyta; Magnoliopsida; Malpighiales; Linaceae.
CUCGCCAAGAAAAGAGAGAACUGGCUCAAUCCCGCCAAAAAAAGGGAUUCAUUCACUCAUACGAUUUCAACACGUGUCAUUUGGUAUCAGAGUCGUUGAUCCGGAUUCCGAUCACGAUGAGCUCAAAGAGACCAUCAAGGGAGGAGGAACACAUCAAUCAGGCACUCAGACAAAUAGAGCGUGUAAUGGUUACCUGCCGCAUGAUGAUUGCGUCGUAUGACAAACGCAUGUCAGCAACACCAUCAUCGCCAUCUGAAGUCGAGACCCUAGCCGCUAUGGAAGAGGCGGAGAUCUCGUCCUACCCGUAGCAACGCUACAGGUACCUGUUGCAGCUAAAAGCACGUUAUCGACGAUCAUGGCGCCUCCAUUGGCUGCCUUGCCGACCUUGUCAGCAAAUCCACAACAGCCUCUUGUCGAUGCUGCCAAGCAUUAUACGCUGCCAGAAAUCGAGUCCAAGCCACGCUUCCCAUCGACGACGAACCCGACCGCUCACAUGGGUGAUCCUGUUGCCGCCGUUUGUAUGGGUAAGUUUGCGAUUGUUGCACCAACUUCUGCAAACAAGGACAAUUUAAAGGCCAUUGCAAUCACUACCAUCGCUGCCGUUGAUCCGCGAGAAGUAAAGUCUUUUGUGGCCCAUGCCGCAACGCCUUCACCUGGAAGGAGCCUGACUUCCGCCACAUCCACUACAUCAACGCCGAACCAGGGAGGUAACUUCCGUGAUUCAUUGAUCGCUGAAGAUCAAGGUGGGACACCUCAUGGAGAGGUUGAUAUAAUUGCCAAGGUUCAUCCAACCAAAUUAGUCUGUAUAGAUCCCGGUGGAAGGGGAUUUAAGUCCACAACUCUUUAUGAAAGUCUCUUUGUUAGGGAUGUUCGUCAAUUGUUGAUGUGCGAUGAUGGGGAUGGAAAAUGCGGGGAAAGAGUUAUAUGCAAGAUAGACUUAUUUAUAAGGCUUGCGCAUAAAAAGCAUAUCAACUAUGAAGCAUCAGUAGGAUUUUAUGGUGUUGAUGCUAAAUUUCUUUACUGGUGGAAGAGAAGGAAGAAGCUGGACGAGAAUCCAAUUCCAAAAGGAAAGCUACAGCCCCAGGGGAAGAAAGAAGCAAUGGCUUGCGCUCUUGAUUGUUGCUACCUUGACAAAGACUUUGGGGACAAGACUUACAAGCGCAAGCGCGAUGCCGAAGUUACCGUCACCGCCAACAAUGACGACAACGAAUCGAUGGUGAUCGAACCUUCCUUGCCCCCACCGGCAAAGCAGUCGACACUCCCCCUCUAUCAUCAAUCUCAACACACCGACCUUCAUAAUCACAAUCUACGGCGGGGUGAUCCCGAGGUGGGUCUCAGGAAGGAGCUGGAAACGUUCAGGAAGCACAGAUUGUGGGCAAAGGUUGGGAGUAGGCAAGCGGCGCCGUGUGAGGAGUCGAUGAACGAGGUGAAACGGAGUGAACAAGCUGAAGUGGGUGAUGAGCGGACCGAUUCAGCUAUCUGGGUUGACUUAUGGAUCAAACCAACUGACUGGUACGGAUCGCCGAUGGAAACAUGUCAAGGGAGUUCGCUUCGCGUGGAUGAUGCUACCUGUAAGUUGUCUUCCAUUUUCGAUGAUCGCUUCAUUCAAUUCGGCCUUGAGGACAAGGCCGUUUUUCAGGGGUGGUAAUGAUAAGCCCACGAAUCAAUGAACUCAGCCCAAUCGACGUUCAGCUUGUGAGCCCCAGUCCAAUUCGCGCUAACGGGAUUUCGUGUAGCCCAACCAUUGUCCAAGCUGACCGUUGCCAGGACAGGAGUAGUCUUUGGGUUUUGUUUUAGGUUGAAAGGGUAUUCCCUACUGAUUAGGAGUAGUAGUUGCUGGUUGUUUUGGUUGGAAUAAAGUCCCUCCACCUUAAGUGGAGAAAGAGUAGGCAGUAGGUAGUCGUGGAAGCAUAGCUCCCACUUUGUUAGGAUUUUUAGUUUCAACGAUGAUGUAUUUAAACUAGAAGCAAAGAAAUAACAAGAAGCAGAAUUUCAGUAAGUAAAACCCCUGGUAAUUU